ACGGAGACAAGUCUCGCGAGAAGUCCCUCCGCACCCAUUGCACACCGGUCCAUCGUUGGAGAUAUCGCGAUAUUUGUUCUUGGCUGCUUCCGGUCAGAAAGGACAGAGGGGUAGCUGCGGUAGGGAAGGAAGAAGAAGAAGAGGUGGUGGUGGAGUUUGUAAGCCUGGUUAUUAUUAUUAGACGUGGUCAUAAAAGCAUCUUUAAGAAAAUACCAUGGGAAACAUCUUUGGGAACCUUCUGAAGAGCCUACUUGGGAAGAAGGAAAUGAGGAUACUCAUGGUGGGACUUGAUGCUGCAGGAAAGACCACCAUCUUGUACAAACUAAAGCUUGGAGAAAUUGUGACUACUAUACCCACCAUAGGAUUUAAUGUGGAGACUGUGGAGUACAAGAAUAUCAGCUUUACUGUGUGGGAUGUGGGCGGCCAAGACAAGAUUCGCCCACUAUGGAGGCAUUACUUUCAGAACACUCAGGGGUUAAUAUUUGUGGUGGACAGCAAUGAUCGAGAGCGAGUGAAUGAGGCCCGUGAAGAACUGAUGAGGAUGCUGGCAGAAGAUGAGUUGAGGGAUGCAGUGUUGCUUGUUUUUGCCAACAAACAGGAUCUGCCCAAUGCUAUGAAUGCUGCAGAGAUAACAGACAAGCUGGGCCUGCAUUCUCUCCGCCACCGCAACUGGUACAUCCAAGCAACUUGCGCUACCAGUGGAGAUGGUCUGUAUGAAGGGCUGGACUGGCUAGCCAACCAACUGAAGAACAAGAAGUGAAAGCGCCAGUCCCACUAUGUCUUCAGCGUGCGCCUGACUCUUCUUCCCACAUCCUUACUCUGCUUCUCCAGCCAGACCAGGUUGGGGUUGACUCCUGGUACAGACCACACAAUCCCUCCUACUUCUCUUGGUUCCACACUUGCUUUUGUUGCCGUUUUGGUUUGGGGUGUUUUAAUCAGGUGCCGUGUUUCUCCUGGUUCAUCAAGCUGCUGUUCCUUGCUGUUUUCUUUGUUCUUUGAAGAUAUUGGGUGGGAGCGGACAAGUGAGUAUUCAGCCCCUUGUGGACAGGGUUGGUUAGAGGAAAGGAAUGGGAGCAGUGCUGUUUUGUGUUUACCGUAUGUUGUGUGGAAGCUCCCUUUGCACAUGAUUGUGGGAAUGUGUUUGGCUUCUUGUAUUUGGUUUUAAAUCAUUCUAUUUUCAGCACUUCGUCCAAAAUGGUUUAAAUAGUGAAAUAAGGAUUAUAAUAUAUAUAAUAAUUUAUUCUCUCUGGGAAAGAUACAAUAAGCUUGGGUUCUGAUAUUAUUUUAGAGUACUGUGCAUUAGUGCAGCAGAGCAGUUUUAAUAGAUGACCAAACCACUGGGGAGCAAAAAGAGAAAUUUAAGGUGCAAUAAAGAAUGGCAAUAUAUUCCUUGUAGUGUAGGCUUCCCACCGGGAGGGACACUCCUUGCUUGUAUGUUUCACAAUUGCUUUAUCAGUGAGAAGUUUCUUCUGUGAGACAAUACAGUAUUGUGCAACAAUUACGGAGUUAAUUAAGGAGUAACCCUCCCAGCAGCAAGGGUGCUUAUACUUUGGGACUUUACUAUAUACAGGCUUUUUUUUUUACUGUGGCACUUGUUUUGAAAAUACUUCUCUCCAGUAUUAAAUAUUGAAAUCGUUUUUUUGUUUAAAGUUUUUUUAACAUGUUAAUCCCAUGGUUUUGUCAUUCCAACUUAAACUAACAGUACUAAAUGUUUCAAAUGUAGGUUGCAGCGCUUACUUAUUUGCAUGAGUAAAUAAGGUUUAAACUUU
Molecule: messenger RNA, 1769 nt
Organism: Xenopus laevis (African clawed frog)
Lineage: Eukaryota; Metazoa; Chordata; Amphibia; Anura; Pipidae
Gene: arf3.S
Product: ADP ribosylation factor 3 S homeolog
Exons: 5
Coding region: 215-760 (181 amino acids)
Biological process (GO): vesicle-mediated transport
Cellular component (GO): Golgi apparatus
Molecular function (GO): GTP binding; GTPase activity
Source: RefSeq, a predicted model, not a curated record